This is a messenger RNA of Penicillium malachiteum, 810 nucleotides long. RefSeq lists its product as uncharacterized. The record is from RefSeq and is a predicted model, not a curated record. Gene Ontology annotation, biological process: NAD+ biosynthetic process. The transcript has a single exon. Gene Ontology annotation, molecular function: NADP binding; L-aspartate dehydrogenase [NAD(P)+] activity. Bases 1 to 810 code for a protein of 269 amino acids. Lineage: Eukaryota; Fungi; Ascomycota; Eurotiomycetes; Eurotiales; Aspergillaceae.
AUGCUUUCUGUCGGUCUGCUGGGCUGCGGAGAGAUCGGCCGCUCAAUUCUAUCAACAAUUGCCAAGUCUCCUAUUGAUGGCAUCUCUAUCGACGUGAUAUGCUGCAGAGACAGGCAGGACGAAACAGCCCGUGAUUUAUUUCCCAAUGCAACAAUUGUGCAUUCCUGGUCAGACUACCAAGGUCCAACUCCCAACAUCGUCGUCGAAGCUGCGGGGCAAAAUGCCGUCGUUAACCUCGGCCCAGCGAUCCUCGCAGCGGGGUCCGAUCUAUACCUACUUUCAGUAGGUGCACUCGCAGACAAAGAACUCCAUGAGAAGAUGCUCGAAGCCGCAAAAUCGGGCAAUAGUCGAAUCGUCAUAAUGUCCGGAGCACUUGCGGGCUUCGACGGAUUACAUUCCUUGCGUCAUUCUGGAUUGGAAUCCGUGCUGUAUCGAUCAACAAAACCACCCAAAGCUUGGAAGGGAACGCUAGCGGAAUCCCUCAUUGAUCUUGAUAAGAUUGAUGGUCCAACUGUAUUCUUGAAGGCUAAUGCUGCAGAGGCGGCUUUGAAGUUCCCUCGCAACGCUAAUUUGGCGGCAGCUGUUGCGCUUGCGGGAAUCGGGUUUGAGAAGACUCAAGUUGAAUUGGUUGCUGAUUCAAAUUCUUCGGGAAAUUUGGGUCAGAUUAUUGCGGUCAGCAAGAGUGCGACGCUUACUCUUCAACUAAAGGGUGAAGGCUUUGCUGGUAAUCCGAAAUCGUCACAGAUUACAGGGUUGAGUGUUGUUGCAGCCCUUACGAGCCGUGUUGCACCGAUGUUCUUUGCAAGUUGA